AUGGAUUUGUUAAACACAGGUGCAAAAACAAAUACUAAAGAUCACGCGGGCUGGACACCGUUACACGAAGUUGUUCAAAGUGGCCGUUUAGAUAUGGUUAAACUUCUUUUACAGCAUAACACAUUAAUUAAUGUACCAGGGCCCAGCAAUGAGACUCCAUUACAUGAAGCUGUCCGAUACAAGCAUAAAGAUAUAGCAGCGGAACUAGUUAGAAAUGGUGCUAACAUAGAUGCGAGAAAUAACAAGAGUGAAACUCCGCUACAGUUAGCUUCAGAAGAAAUGAAAAUAGUUUUACUUGAGGCUAUGGAAGGCGUACAACAAACACAGGGUAAUAAUGUAACACAUAUAGCUGAUAUGCAGGCUGAACUUGAUUUUGAAGAUAUAAGACUGUACAGUGCAUCAAACUGUCAGAGUAUUGCAAAUAAGUUGAAGUUGUUGGAAAAGAAACAUGUCAAUUUGCAUUUAGAAGCAAAAUUCACUAAAAAAGUGAAUGUCUUAGUAGUAGACACAGAAGAAAACGGUACUUGUGUAUCAAGUGUCGACGUUUUGCAGGGAAUUGUUUAUGAAAUAUGGAUUUUAUCGAGCCAGUGGGUGACAAAAUCGACACAAGAAAGGCUAGAGCCCUUAAAAGAUUACGAAGUUAAAGGUAUCGGGCAUCAUAAUUUGAAUGGGCCUAAAAACGCUAGAUACAAUAAAUACAAGCAACUUCCCGGUUUAUUUGAGGGCUGUCACUUUUACCUGCACAAUUUUGUAACUAAAUAUAAGAUCUCUGAAACUCUGGUUCUAACUAAGCAGAUUUUAACAAAAUUAAUAACAGAUGCUGAUGGCGUUGUUCUGCAUCGGGUUCCAAAUCCAGAGUUGAUUCCGGAUGCUGAGAAGGUAGUUCCCAGUCAUGCCAAGGAAGGCGGGAAGCUAGAAACGUGCUCCCAUUAUAUAAUAUUUAAAGAUAUGUAUAAACCUAUGUAUAAUAUGUCACAUUUUAAGGCUUUGCCCCUCGGUUGGCUUAUAGACUGUAUCGAGAAGUAUGAACUGUGUGAUCCGUAA
Molecule: messenger RNA, 1044 nt
Organism: Leptosia nina
Lineage: Eukaryota; Metazoa; Arthropoda; Insecta; Lepidoptera; Pieridae
Source: the annotation of a GenBank genome assembly